Messenger RNA from Doryrhamphus excisus (bluestripe pipefish), 1327 nucleotides. The record is from RefSeq and is a predicted model, not a curated record. NCBI's taxonomy places the organism in Eukaryota, Metazoa, Chordata, Actinopteri, Syngnathiformes, Syngnathidae.
CAUGACCAAGCCCAAACCCAAGCAGAACUGCAGUGUCGUUGGCUGCACGGACCGGCAUCGAUCCUUGCACCGCGUCCCAAACACGAAGGACGUCCGAGCCAAGUGGAUUCAUUUUAUUUACGACGGAAACGUCCCGGCGUCCUUCGGCAAAAGUCUUUUCGUCUGUGCCAACCACUUCACGGCGGACUGCUUCAGCAACCUGGGCCAGUACGACGCCGGACUGGCACUGAGGCUGAGUGUGAAAGAUGGGUCCGUGCCAACUGUUCGAGCGACAGAAGAGGGAAGCCCUCCCCACCCACGGCGCUACUGCAGGAUCAACAACACGGUGCCGUUGCUGGCGCUGUACUUUGACGGGCAGAGCGACAUGAGGCCAGACUUCCGUCUCUCCAGGGCCUCCUUCUCUGCCCUGAUGGACCUCCUCGGGACCCAGUGUGACCACGGCUGGGGGCCCGUGAUCGAGACCCUGGUGUUUCUGUUCUGGUUGGCCAGCGGCGCCUCCUACCGUGUGGUCGGCCGAGCGUUCGACAUGCCCCGAACCAGCGUGCACCGCGCCGUCCACAGAACAAGCGGGAAGAUCCGCGCUCUCCUCCCCCGGGUGGUCGGCCUUCCGUCUGCCGAGGAUCUGGCCCCGCUGGGUGCCGGCUUUGCCCGCUUGGCCGGGUCGGCGGCCUUCAGCAGGGUGGUCGGCAGCAUCGGGGGCUGCCACGUCCGUGUCAAGCCGCCCCUGGAGGAAGCGGCCGGGUACCUCAACCCCAAGCGGUUCCAUUCGCUGCAGUUUCAGGCCAUCUGUGACCACACGGCCAAGUUCCUGGACGUGUUCAUCGGCUUCCCCGGGUCCGCGCGGGACACCAAGGUGCUGAAGCACAGCCCCAUCUACGCUCAGCGGAGAUACCCGCCACCCGGCUUCUGCAUCGUUGGGGACGGCGUCUACCCUUGCCUCCGACAACCCAUCGCCCUCAUGACCCCCUACAGGCACCCGGUCCGCAACCACCUCCAGGCCCGCUUUAACGGCCACCUCUCUAAAGCCCGCUGUGUCGUGGAGAGAGCUUUCGGCAUCAUGGAGACCAGGUGGAGGUCUAUUUUCUUAAAGGCUCUGGAGGUGGACGUCCUCUACGUCCCGGAGGUCAUCGCCUGCUGUACGGUCCUGCACAACAUCUGCCUGAGCAGCGGGGAUGUGCUUGAGCCGGAAGAAGCUCGGGGGGGCGAAGCGGCUUCCGACCACGCAGAGGACCCGGAGGAACCGCCGCCCGCGGGGACCGUCUGCGGCGCAGAGGACAGGCACAGGAUGGCCAUGCUGUGUUACGCCCCCGACCACGACUACUUGUAG